Molecule: messenger RNA, 375 nt
Organism: Perognathus longimembris pacificus (Pacific pocket mouse)
Lineage: Eukaryota; Metazoa; Chordata; Mammalia; Rodentia; Heteromyidae
Product: mitochondrial import inner membrane translocase subunit Tim10 B-like
Cellular component (GO): mitochondrial intermembrane space chaperone complex
Source: RefSeq, a predicted model, not a curated record
GGCCCUAUGGAGCAGCAGCAACAACAGCUGAGAAACGUGCGAGACUUCCUGUUGGUCUACAAUCGGAUGACUGAGCUCUGCUUCCAGCGCUGUGUGCCUCUACACCACCGAGCUCUGGAUGCUGGAGAGGCCUGUCUGCACAGCUGUGCCGAGAAGCUGAUCCUUUCCCACCACCGCCUCAUGGCCACUUCUGUGCAGCUUAUGCCUGCCUUGGUACAGCGUCACACUGCAGACGAGGCUGCCUUGGUUGCACCAGGCGGUACCGAAGAACAGCCCAAAGUCUCACCGUCGGGCAGCUGGCCUUCCAGUCUCAUGAAGGGAGGUGCCAGAUGGACCCUCAAAUUGAAGGCCCCAGUGGACCUUGAGCUUGGUUGA